UGAAUCAUCAUCCAGCAGACCUUCCCCCUGUUUACAUUUACAGCGAUAUCUCAAUCCACCAUGAGCAACAUCAACUUCCGUUUGGCUAACAAGGGGGAUCUCGAGAAGCUGAUAGAAAUCAGCAACCGCCCUUCUAACAUUAAAGAAGGGUCGACUGUUUCGUAUCUCUUGGAAGACAGAACUCAGCACCCAGACACCAUUCCUGCUGCUUGGGAAGGUACUAUCCUCGACUUUAUCUACAGCGCUGGUGGGUGGUACACUUCUGUGGUGGCGGAAGUAGAGGAGACACGAGAGGUCGUGGGGUACUGCGUCUGGGAAUGGUUUGAGUACGACGAGAAGGGCAAACAAGUCAUGGAGAGCCGCAGGCCGGCCAAGCUCCAGGCAAUCUGGGAUGGGAUGGGCGCCGAGGAACCAACACACCGGCCUCCACGGACAUACGGCCCUGAAGCAUACCAAGACGGACUUCUACAGGCUAGAUGGGAUACAGCAACCAAGGAACAGUAUGAAGUUAUCCACGAAGCCUUUUACGCCCUCGCCGGUUUGACAAAGCUUUCUCAGUUUUGGCAGAUCAGACAUGUGGCGGUAGAUCCGCGCCCCGAGCACAGGGAUGUGGCAGAGAAACUCGUGAGAUGGGGCGUGGACAUUGCGGCAAAGGAGGCUUUGUGGGUGGUAGUUCCUUGCUACGGGGGAGAAAAGGACCUCUACGACAGGCUCGGGUUCACCUCUCGGGCCUACUUCACUGGUAUUGCCGCCCCAGACGACAAGGUGCUUAACCAAGAAUGGCUCCAAAAGGAUCCCAGGAAGCCAGCCGAGCGGCAGCCGCCGGAGCCCGCCGCACCACACUUCGCAGUUUGGGGGUAA
Molecule: messenger RNA, 861 nt
Organism: Chaetomium fimeti
Lineage: Eukaryota; Fungi; Ascomycota; Sordariomycetes; Sordariales; Chaetomiaceae
Exons: 2
Coding region: 61-861 (266 amino acids)
Source: RefSeq, a predicted model, not a curated record